Molecule: messenger RNA, 1252 nt
Organism: Impatiens glandulifera
Lineage: Eukaryota; Viridiplantae; Streptophyta; Magnoliopsida; Ericales; Balsaminaceae
Product: protein CANDIDATE G-PROTEIN COUPLED RECEPTOR 2
Exons: 6
Coding region: 115-1002 (295 amino acids)
Biological process (GO): G protein-coupled receptor signaling pathway
Cellular component (GO): plasma membrane
Molecular function (GO): G protein-coupled receptor activity
Source: RefSeq, a predicted model, not a curated record
CUGUUCCAUAGCAAAGAUUAAUCUAGGGUUAGACUUCCAAAAUCAUUUCCAAUCGCCAUUGUUUUUCAACUCCUGAUUUAGGGUUUCUCCUGCAAUAUUGAUCACUAAGUUUCUAUGGAGGUUCCAAUCUCUUUUCGACCCUCCAAUUCGACUGUACAAGGUGAUGAUAAAGUCUCUUUACUUUACGCCUGGCUUUUCGAAUGCCAUGGUUUCAUACACAACCUCACACUAGUUGUCUCUUCGGCUCUGUUCGUCUUUUACUUGGCAUCCCACGCGAGAAAGAGCAUCGGAAGGCUAUCCAAUGGACGAUCAUAUAUCAUGAUUGCUUAUUAUGGCUGUCUUUGGCUCGUUAGUCUCCUGAAUCUAGUUUGGUGUUUUCUUCAGGCAUGGGAAUGCAGUCCUGGGAAAGAAAAAGCCUGGAAUAUAUUGUCUUUGUUUACAACAUCUGGAAUGCUGUUUCUUGAGGUCAGUUUGAUGGCUUUCUUAUUACAAGGAAAUUAUGCUGGUGGAUCAGAAGCCUUGACGCGUACAUUUGCUAUUACGGGUCUUAUUGUCUGUUUGGACAUGCUUUUGAAGGCUAUAUACUUGUUUGGGUUUGCUGUUCCUUUGUUCAUCAAUGACCAUGAAAACAACCAUGGGAUAAAAUGGGGUUUGUGGGUAUUACACAAGCUGCUUCUUACUGCAGUCUAUGGCUUGAUAAGUUUUGGAUAUCAUUCAAGAUGGAGAGAAAAACUACCUGCAAGACCUGCAUUCUACAAGUACACAAUCAUCAUGUUCUUCUCGAAUGCCAUGGCUCUGUUAGCUUGUGGACUUACUGGACAAGGAUCUGGAUUGGGAUUCUGGCUGUAUGACCUGACAGAAGUUCUCUACCAUGCGUUUUACCUCCCUCUUCUAUAUGUCACAUUUCUUGCUGACUUCUUCCAGGAAGAAGACUUACAUCUAGAGAAUAUAUACUACUCUGAGAUGAAAGAUGCUGGGUUUUUCGAUGGUGAUUGGGAAUGAACGAAAAUCAUAGGCCUUGAAGAGAAGAUUUCACACAUUUCUGUACAGUUGAUCCAGGUAUUCCAAAAUUCUAUCAUAAAUAGUUCGAGUACAAUGAAAUGAGGUAAGGGUGUCAACUUCUUGUCAAAUUUUGCGUAAAAUAUGGUAAGGGAGCAAAACGUAUCUGGUUUGUGUGUACAGUAAACUUUGCAGUAGCAUCAUCCAUUUGGGUUCCUCUUUAUGUUAAUGAAAUUCCUUAUUUCUGCUACCA